ACGCCGUAGCUGACCCGCUCACGUCGGGCGGCUUUCAAACGGCGACUUCAAACACUCCCCAGACAAGCCCCGGCUCCCCCCGACUGCAGCCUCAGCCUGAUCGUCUGCUCCAAGCAUUUAUCAGAUCAGCCAGGCAGUAGGACAGACGCGCUCCCUCUCGCAGCCGCUGGCCGUCCCAUAAAGCCACGGGCGAAUUGUUGGCCAGGCGCACUGUCCGCGAACCACUGGGGCCCCCAUCAGAGCGACCGCCGUCUGUUAGAGGCUUAUGGAAACAGCUCAGAACUGCAGCUACGCUGUUACCAUCGAAGUGCUCCCAGUCUCCGGAUAAGACUCUUCCAGGCCCCAGCAUGAGGCGCGUAGUUCUAGCCAGCCUGGUUCUGUUGGCCUGCCUGGGCCUCACACUGACCCAAGACGCCAGCAGCCCACCCGGGACGUCGGGCAAAAGGCGGAGAGGCGGCGGCGGGCAGGCCCGGCGAGGCGGGAGGAACGGGCCGGCACAGCAGGCAGGCCCCAGAGCCCCGGCCCGGCAUGGCGGGGCCCCCCUGAGCCACGCUGACGACGGGGCCGCCGUGUUCAUCGACUCCUACAGAAGCAUCCAGGGCCUGGAGUCCAGCUACAACGUGUUGCCAGGGAAAACUGGGGCGUGUCAGUACCAGGGCAUCACCAUGUUCGACACGGCAGUCUGGUCCCCCAGGCCCUGCAUCACCUGCCUGUGCUCCAGCGGGGAGGUGGUCUGCGAUGACUUCAUGUGUCCCCGGCUGAGCUGCCCAUUCACAGCCACCCCCGCAGGGGACUGCUGCCCCGUCUGCAUGGACCUUGCCCCCGACAGCCCAGAGAUUUCCGGCGAUUCUCCACUGCCUGACACCCCCCACAAGACAGGAAUGAAUGCAGCCCCACCUCAAACCCGCAUCAGGACCGACGAAAUGCUGAAGGAGAAGGAGCAGGGGGAAGUGCUCCCAAAAAAAGACGCCAGACAAAAGAGGAAAAGGAAGGAGAAGAAGCCGGAGGCUGAGAAGCAUCAGAAACCCCUGGCAGAGCUGUGGAAUGAGGAGGAAGAGGAGCAGAGAGAGAAGGAGGUGAAGGAGACGUGGAGGGUGGAGGCAGGGAGGAGGCAGGAGGCGGUAGAAGAAAGGAAACUGGAGGUGGAAGAGGAGAACUUGCGAGACAAAGGAAGGAGGGAGGAGCUGGAGGCAGAAGAGAGGAAUCUCUUAAGAGCCAUGCAGGAGGUGCUGGAGGCCAUGGAGAGCAGAGAAGAAGAGGAAGAAGAGGACAAAGUAUGGUUGAGAGGUGAUGUUUUUGAGAUGCCAGAGGAGAGCCACACAGAAGAGGAAAUCCCGCCCCUUCCGGAACCUGAGGAGGAAGUGAUGGGCGGGGCACCCUCCCUGCCGGCCGGCUGUACCAUCUCUGAUACCGCGGUCACCUGUGAGAAUGCCGAGCUGACCAGCAUCCCGCCCCUGUCCCUUCCCGAACUUAAGGAGCUCAGCCUGGAAGGGAAUGCCAUAAUGAGCAUCCCAGCAGAGGCGUUCAAUGGCAUCCCUAACCUGGAAAGGAUCAACCUCGGGAAGAACAAGCUCACCUCGGCCGGCAUCAGUCCACAUGCUUUCAAAAAGCUGAGACACUUAAGGCGGCUCUACAUGGGUGGAAACCUCCUGCAGCAAAUUCCGGAAGAUCUACCAUCCAGCCUGGAAGAGCUCAAGAUCAACGAAAACAAGCUGAGCGGGAUCGACGAUGACAGCUUGGAUGAUCUCAGCAGCCUGGUGACACUGGAGCUGGAGGGGAACCUGCUGAGCGAGGCCAACGUGGACCCCAUGGCCUUCCAGGCCCUCAAGCAGCUCGCCUACCUGCGGCUGGGCAGAAACCACUUCCGCACCAUCCCACAGGGGCUACCACAGAGCCUGCUGGAGCUGUACCUCGAAAACAACCUGAUCGAAGAAAUAUCGGAAUCGGCACUCAACCGCACCACAAACCUGAAUGUAGUCGUGCUGAGGCACAACAAACUGGAGGAGUCGCGCAUCGCCCCCCUGGCGUGGAUCAAUCAUAAGAACCUGGAAUCCAUCGACCUGUCACACAACAAACUGUAUCAAGUCCCUUCUUUCCUGCCGGGAUCUCUCGUCCAUCUGGUUCUGGUCGGAAACCAGAUUGACAGGAUUCCAGGCUACGUGUUCGCCCACAUGAACCCGGGCAUCGAGUACCUGUACCUGUCAUUCAACAAGCUGGACGGCGAUGGGAUCGACAGCACAUCCUUCUUCGGGGCGUACCACUCGCUGAUCGAACUGUUCCUCGACCACAACCAGCUGGCUUCCAUACCCCCAGGAAUCAGCGAGAUGAGGUCGCUGCACUUCCUCAGACUGAACGACAACAGAAUCAGGAGCUUCGAAGAAGAGUCCAUAUGUGACCCCCAGAAUGACGAAGACUCCAGCCUGGUGACUCUGCGUCUGGAAAACAACUUCAUUGACACCCGGAAGCUCUCCCCAACAUCUUUCUCCUGCAUAAUCUCCUACUCUAGUGUUGUUCUGAAGCCACAGAAGGUCAAAUACUGACUUAAUCUAUGGUAUGAUUAUGGUCCAAAAGAGGAAAAAAACAAACAGAUGUACAAAAGGGCAAAGUCAGUGCUUCACAAGAAAAAAAUCACACACAAGUACAUGGAUAUAAAUGAUGAUACGGUGCCGCCACGAUUCAAAGACAAUUCCUUUUUUUAAUCUUAAGAUUAGACAUUUUAAGAUGCAAUUGCCAUCUUACAUUUUUUAAAGCAAAAGUAAUCAUUACCUGACCACAGAUUUGCAUUUUUUCCCCCUUAUAAUAUUUAAUAAAAUUUCCAUAAAUUCUCAAAAAAAAAAAAAAAAUCAUGUAAUGAGGAAAAAAUGUUGAAGCUUUGCAGUACGGUAAUGAUCACCUUCAUCUACUUCAACAUUUCCUUUCCGUACCAAAGAGACGUCUGCAGAUGGUGCAGAUGGAAGCCAUUUCCCACAAUAACAUGUUUAUCGUGAGCGGUGAAACUAAUUCUUUUUCUGUGGAAAGUGCUGCCCCAUGGAGAGGUGCCCUCUGUUACGUGACGUCUCCUUAGCAUUGGCACACCUUUACAGAUAUCACAGAGGAGAAGAACUGGGCAAGAACAUGGCUCAUUAAGGCUGCUUAUGAAAACAAGAGUCCUUGGCCAGCUGUAAUCAAAGUUGGGUUACUGGAUAAAAGAGCCUCACUUUGCUGUACAGUUACAAAAACCAUCAAUAUAGAAACGAAUUUCUCACAUAAAACAUUGGGAUCCUUUAAAUCAGAGGUAGAUAAGAUUUCAACAACUCUGAGCUAUUAGUUGAGUUCUCUCCAAACGAGCUUGAUGGACUCGUUUGUAAAUUUCUUAUGUUCUUAUAUUCAUAGGAAUGGAAGUUAAUAUCCUGGUACAUUUAGACAACGAGGCAACUCUUAUUUAAAUCUAAUCUAAAGACACCAACAGAGAAAUUUAUAGGGACAAUGCCAACGUCCCCUUUUAGGAGACCGAGUUCUAUGCGAAAACAGCUCUUUUUAUUUGUAUUUUAACUAUACUUUUAUAGUAUUUGGAUACAUUAUUCUUUUUGACUGUUUCAAGUUUAUGACUCUUAAGCACCUGUACUUGGCUGGUUCAGAUUAAAAGCAGGCUUUUUAAAAUAAUUUUUAACAAAAUAAGGUGUGAUUAUGUACAUUUUAAUAGGAUAAUGUCAGUGGUACUGCUUCAGUGCACCAAUAAAACAUCAAAGCAAAA
Paramormyrops kingsleyae is the source of this 3733-nucleotide messenger RNA. RefSeq names its product extracellular matrix protein 2, female organ and adipocyte specific (gene ecm2). NCBI's taxonomy places the organism in Eukaryota, Metazoa, Chordata, Actinopteri, Osteoglossiformes, Mormyridae. Gene Ontology annotation, cellular component: extracellular matrix. Gene Ontology annotation, molecular function: collagen V binding; protein binding; heparin binding. Gene Ontology annotation, biological process: extracellular matrix organization; positive regulation of cell-substrate adhesion. The record is from RefSeq and is a predicted model, not a curated record.